AUGUCGGGCCUGUUCGCACCCCAGUAUGUCCAGGGCGUGUAUAUCCCCUCCGCCCUGCUCAUCGUAGGAACCGCAAUCGUCAAGAAGGAGUGGUUGCCUUUCGCUGCAGCUUUGGCUCUGAUGCUAGGAGGAUGGAAGGUGUACAGCAACGCUCCCCGCAAGGUGCUGAAGCCCACUGAGUUCCAGGAAUUCCCGCUCAAGGAGAAGACGAUUCUCUCGCACAACACCGCAAUCUACCGCCUUGCGCUGCCCCGCCCUACCGACAUCCUUGGUCUGCCCAUCGGCCAGCAUAUCUCCCUCGCCGCUACCAUCGAUGGCAAGGAAGUCGUCCGUUCCUACACCCCCAUCUCUUCCGACGAAGACCACGGCUACAUCGAUCUCCUCAUCAAGUCCUACCCUACGGGCAAUAUCUCCAAGCACGUCGCUUCAUUGGCCGUCGGCCAGACUAUCAAGGUCCGAGGUCCCAAGGGCGCCAUGGUCUACACACCCAACCUCGUCAGACACUUCGGUAUGAUCGCAGGCGGCACCGGCAUCACGCCCAUGCUGCAGAUCAUCAAGGCAAUUUUGCGCGGCCGCGCAGCAGGCGACAAGACCGAGGUCGAUCUCAUCUUCGCAAACGUCAACCCCGAGGAUAUCCUGCUGAAGGAAGACAUUGAUGCGAUUGCCGCAAAGGACCCCAAGUUCAGAGUACACUAUGUGCUGAACAACCCGCCUGAGAAGUGGGAUGGCGGCGUGGGCUUCGUCACCGCCGACAUGAUCAAGGCCAAGCUCCCUGCUCCGGCUUCGGAUGUCAAGAUCCUCAUGUGUGGACCCCCACCUAUGAUCUCUGCGCUCAAGAAGGCUACCGAGGGCUUGGGAUACCAGAAGGCAAGACCUGUCAGCAAGCUCGAGGACCAGGUCUUCUGCUUCUAA
Messenger RNA from Didymosphaeria variabile, 912 nucleotides. RefSeq names its product NADH-cytochrome b5 reductase. The transcript is spliced from 3 exons. Gene Ontology annotation, molecular function: oxidoreductase activity. The record is from RefSeq and is a predicted model, not a curated record. Bases 1 to 912 code for a protein of 303 amino acids. NCBI's taxonomy places the organism in Eukaryota, Fungi, Ascomycota, Dothideomycetes, Pleosporales, Didymosphaeriaceae. Gene Ontology annotation, cellular component: endoplasmic reticulum.